Messenger RNA from Fusarium odoratissimum NRRL 54006, 834 nucleotides. RefSeq lists its product as uncharacterized. The record is from RefSeq and is a predicted model, not a curated record. NCBI's taxonomy places the organism in Eukaryota, Fungi, Ascomycota, Sordariomycetes, Hypocreales, Nectriaceae. The coding region runs from base 144 to 314 and encodes 56 amino acids. The transcript has 3 exons.
UCGAGAUGCAUUUGCGAGGAAUUGGAUGGAUGAGUAGGCAGCCGGAAGCCUGAAUUGUUACAAGUACUAUUGAUGAACCAUCUUUGAGAAUGGAGGCUCUGUUGGAAGUAAGGCAGAUAGGAUAUGCCAACAAUUAAACAACAAUGGUGGGCAUAAAACACGUUCUCGAAUCACGGUACUAUGACAAGUUGAAACUACAAAGAGCCCUCGAGAAACGUUUUCCCGAUCAGGAUGGGAAAUUUGACUUGAAAAAUGUCAACGAGAAAUGGGUUUUCUACGCCCCUGAGCAAGCUACCAAGGAAGACUUGAAGUAAGGACAUAUCGGUGCCAUCAGAUCGACAAUAUGAAUUGACGGAUACUAGGGACGCCGAGAUCAUUCCCACUUCGUAAGACUGUGCAAAUGCGACCGGGAAAUGACAGGCUGAGCGAGGCACGUGGAACUGCGCGGAUCCCUCUGUGGCCUAUAUCAGGCUCUGAGGCAGACUGCUAAGAGAGCCUAGCAACAAUGGGAAUGGGGUAUUUGAGAGCCUGACUUGAAUUAGUUGAAAUAGAGUACAAAUCACCUCAUAUGAACGAACUUAAAGCACCAUAAUUCCUCCCUUACUUCUGGGUUAUAAAGUACUUGUUUCAGUCAGUUUAACAAUACUCAGCUCGCAUCAAUGCAUACAUUAGCGCCCAAUUUUGUCGAUGAAGUCAUUGUGCCCAUCAGAGUCAUCAGUACGGGGGAGAAAAUAAAAGAUGAAGAUAAUACGAGUGCAGAGGUACAUCAGUUAUCGACUUUGGAGCAGGUCGAGUCCCACUUCAGCCGCACCACGCACUCCUACAACUUUGUGU